AAUGAAAGGGUUAUCGGGCAGCCGCAGCCAUCACCACGGGGUCACCUGUGACUCCGCCUGCGACUCGCUGUCGCACCACUCGGACCGCAAGCCGUACCUGCUGAGCCCGGUGGACCACCACCCCGCCGACCACCCCUACUACACCCAGCGGAACUCGUUCCAGGCCGAGUGCGUGGGCCCCUUCAGCGACCCGCUGGCCAGCAGCACCUUCCCGCGCAGGCACUACGCCUCUCAGCAGGAGCUGAAGGACGAGUGCGCCCUGGUGCCCCGCAGCCUGGCCACCAAGGCGAACCGCAUCCCCGCCAACCUGCUGGACCAGUUUGAGAGGCAGCUGCCCCUGAACCGGGAUGGCUACCACACGCUGCAGUACAAGCGCACGGCCUUGGAGCACCGCAGCGACAGCCCGGGCCGCAUCCGGCACCUGGUGCACUCGGUGCAGAAGCUCUUCACCAAGUCGCACUCCCUGGAGGGGCCGUCCAAGGGCAGCGUCAACGGGGGCAAGGCCAGCCCCGACGAGACGCAGGCGGUGAGGUACGGCAAGCGCAGCAAGAGCAAGGAGCGGCGCGCCGAGCCCAAGGCCCGCGCCAACGCGUCCCCGGGCUGGUGGAGCUCCGACGACAACCUGGACGGCGACAUGUGCAUCUACCACGCCCCCUCGGGCGUGAUGACCAUGGGCAGGUGCCCCGACCGCUCGGCCUCGCAGUACUUCAUGGAGGCCUACAACACCCUCAGCGAGCAGGCGGUGAAGGCCUCCCGGAGCAACAACGACGUCCAGUGCUCCGCCUGCGCCAACCUGCCCGUCGGCCUGGACGCCCCGCUCCUGAAGAAGAGCGCCUGGUCCUCCACGCUCACCGUGAGCCGAGCCCGGGAGGUCUACCAGAAAGCCUCGGUCAACAUGGACCAGGCCAUGGUGAAGUCCGAGGCGUGUCAACAAGAGCGUUCCUGCCAGUACCUGCAGGUUCCUCAAGAUGAAUGGUCAGGGUACACCCCUCGAGGUAAAGACGACGAAAUUCCGUGCCGAAGAAUGCGGAGCGGCAGCUAUAUCAAGGCCAUGGGGGAUGAAGACAGUGGCGACUCGGACACGAGUCCCAAGCCUUCCCCCAAAGUCGCUGCACGCAGAGAAAGCUAUCUCAAGGCUACCCAGCCAUCCCUUACGGAACUCACCACGCUCAAGAUCUCCAAUGAGCAUUCACCCAAACUCCAGAUCCGGAGUCACAGUUACCUGAGGGCAGUGAGUGAAGUCUCCAUCAACCGAAGCCUGGAUGGCCUUGACCCUGCAGGCUUGCUCACAUCACCAAAGUUCCGCUCCAGGAAUGAGAGCUACAUGCGAGCCAUGAGCACCAUCAGCCAGGUGAGCGAGAUGGAAGUGAACGGGCAGUUCGAGUCCGUGUGCGAAUCCGUGUUCAGCGAGCUGGAGUCGCAGGCGGUGGAAGCGCUGGACCUGCCCAUGCCCGGCUGCUUCCGCAUGCGGAGCCACAGCUACGUGCGGGCCAUCGAGAAGGGCUGCUCCCAGGACGACGAGUGCGUGUCCCUGAGGUCGUCCUCCCCGCCACGCACCACCACCACCGUGAGGACCAUCCAGAGCAGCACGGGCACACUGCCUCUUUCUUGCCCCCCGCCCACCGUGGCUACCCCAGCCCUGCCCUCCAGCCAGGGUGUGCUGCCUUCUCAGGACAUCUGGAGCCCAUUAGACCCUCACCCAGGGCACCGCAGCCCACGGGAUGGGGGCUCUGACCGUCUAAAGCCCGGCAAGCCUUUCCCUGCUUUGGGGCUCUGUAAGUUGACAUACCUCUCUGAUGGGAGUCCUGGCCCCUGUGAUCUGUAUCCAAUUGUCAUCUCUUCAGUUUCUCUCUGCAUCCGGAUCAUGAUCUCACUCAACAAAUCGCUGAUGUCACUCCGUCUCACAUGUUCAAGCCCUCUUUGGGCUCCAUCUCCAACCCGCUCUAGCUCAGAAUUAACAUUUAUGUUUUCAGAGGCCCCUUAUGUUCUCAUACCUACCAGCACUUCGGGGUAUCAUUGCCCAGAUGUAGCCAUGCCUGCUGCUCCGGGAACCGUACAGAUUACAGGCUCUGCACGUGAAGGGGGACUUGGGGAGGAAUUCGUGCAAUGUGGGGCACUGAGAUCCCCGAGGGACGUCUCCCCGACAACCUCGUGUGCAACGUCUCCCUCUGGCGGCGGCAGCGGUGUGUUCACAGGGAAGGAACGACCAGCAUUGCCUGAAGUCGCUGCAGCUAAAACAUUUCCAGAAAACAGGAACUGUGUCCGUAUCUUCCGAAUAUGCCCCUAUCUUCUAAAAGGAAACAGGUGA
This is a messenger RNA of Lemur catta (Ring-tailed lemur), 2308 nucleotides long. Its product is annotated as disks large-associated protein 1-like. Bases 2 to 2308 code for a protein of 768 amino acids. Gene Ontology annotation, cellular component: glutamatergic synapse; postsynaptic specialization. The transcript is spliced from 7 exons. Lineage: Eukaryota; Metazoa; Chordata; Mammalia; Primates; Lemuridae. Gene Ontology annotation, molecular function: molecular adaptor activity. The record is from RefSeq and is a predicted model, not a curated record. Gene Ontology annotation, biological process: signaling.